UUAUGUAGUAUAAUGUAUAGUUCCGAUGUAAUGUAAAUCAUAUUUAAUACCAAUCUUAUGCAGUUAGGAUUAGAGUGUAGGAUGUACUGUUAUGUUACCUGUUUGCAGUCAGCGUGUAUGAAAAGCUGACCUUCCUAGCAACACUGUACCCCGGAAGUGGUGUUUACGAGGAAGUCAGAGAAAAUUAUUGUACAGUUAACCUCGAUCGCGUACACACGUAAAAUAAAGUCCGUGCUAAAACCACGUGUCCGUAUUUAAUUCUCUCUGCUACAACAUCAGAAGUGGGAUCGAUAAAAUGGCCAACCGGCUAACCAAAGACGAAUUGAUGGAAUGGCUGCAAGAGCGGAACAUCGAAUUUCCAGCUUCGGCGACCGUCCGGCUUCUACGUACAUUGUAUGAGAGCCACAUGCCUCGUGCAGAGAUGGAGGAGGAGCAAGAAGAUGACGAGGAACAGGAAGCCAGAUUGGACGAGCAGAUCCGGAUUCUGGAAAAGAAAAAACAGCUCGCAGAGUUAAGAAGAGAGCUGGCAGUAUGUGAAACUCAAGUCGUUCGACCGGCUGAAUUCCAGGAUGUGAAAUGUGUGAUACCGAUGUUCACUGGCAGUGAUUUGUGUGUUCCGGAAAAGUGGAUUUCGGACUUUUUUUUUUUAUAAAAAAUUUUUUAUUCAGGCCAAUUUGCGUACAAGCUUUACGUGGCCGAAUGAGCCAUGUUUUUAUUAGAUAAAAUAAUUUUUUUACCGUUGGAUCUCGUUGUCACUCUUUUUCUAGGGGGAGAGGAGCUUCCAUUUUUAUCUUGCGAUGAGUGAGGGGCACUUUGUUCGUGGCUCGUCUCGUCCUCCAUUGCCGCAUCGGUGGUAUCGUUGUUGGUUUCCGUUUUUUCUUCGUUUUCCUUGUAAUUCGCAUUCUUGGGUUGGUUGUUAGUUGCUGUAGACGCGCCUUGUUGUGCAUUAAUUGCAGUUGUUGGUGGGUUUGAUGGUACAACAGGAGUACUGCGCUCACUAGUCUCCGUUGUUGGGCGGUUGUCCUUUUUUUUGUUUAAAGAUGUCCUUUUUGCAGUUUCAGUGCAAGGUUUGCCGUAGUGUGCAGGUUGUUCACAAAACUGACAUGUAACCAGUUGAUUUUCAUACGUAAUCAGCGUUUUACACGGAUGUAUCCCGUCUUGAUCACAAAUGAUGUAAGAUGGAAUUGCUUUACGUAGUUGCAUACGUACUACUCGCACGCCAUUCCGGAUACCCGGAAAAAAAUUCCGCCAUACUUCCCUUUCGAUGGAAAGAACUUCACCGUAUUGCGACAUACAUUCCCGAACAUACCCCUCGCUGGUCUGCGGGGGAAGGUCAUGCACGCGUACUUCUAUGGCAUUAUCCACCAUGUACACAGGGAUUUUAUAUUUAACAUUGUCAUGAUCAAUACUGUGCACCCCGUUAUUAACCGAAGCAAAUGCAAUUGCAUCUUUUUCACGUUUGAACAUAAUGUACACACAGUUAGACGCCUUGUUGAAUUGAAUCUCACUUACAUCAGUAACGUUUAGAUGCAUUCGUUCCUUAAGCAAGAUUUCAAUUUCGGUUGCUGCUGGUCUAACUUUGCAGCGCUUGAAAUCAAUACAAAUUGAAUUUGGCCUUGUAGGCCAAGUUUCAGGCUUUGUUAAAUCGUAUUUGCCCAUUUCGUACACUCUAUUGUUCACUACACUGUAUUGUCUUUGUUUCUAUCGUCUCGACCGUAAGCAAUUGUCGACUGUGUCUGAUGAGAUGCCAGCACGAACUGGAUUUCGGACUUCGAGAGGGCUUGUGAUGCCGUUCGAGGAGAUGGAGAAUUCCGUCUGAAAAGUGUUCGGAGACUCAUGGAACCGGGAACGGAGGCAGAAUGGUUUCUGCGAGUUGACCGUUCACACUCAUACGAAGAGUUCCGUGAACACUUCUUAGGAUGUUUUGGACAUCGACUUUCUAUGUCAGAAGUUAUCGAUAAGCUACGGAGAACCACUUUCAGCACCUGCAAAACAACUGUAGUGGGCUACAUUCUUAGAAUGCAAGAGAUCGCUUCAUGUGCCGAUAUUGAUGAAGCGCUUACAGUCCAAAUGAUAGUCGACGGAUUUCAGGAUCGUACCGCUGAUAUUUCGGUUUUGUAUCCAGCAACCAACUUGAUGCAGCUUAUGCAUUUAGCAAGACGAUACGCCCAGCUCCGAGAAUUACGACCCAGCUCCGCUCGUAUUACUUCAACGUGUUCAUCGAAGAAACCAAAGCCUAAAGACGAUUCCGAAUUAGGACUUCGGUGUUAUAACUGUUCGGGUGAAGGACACAUCUCCGCUCGCUGUCCAGAACAUCGACGAGAGCGAGGAUCCUGCUUCCGGUGUGGAUCUCAGCAACACGUCAUCAGGAAUUGCCCUCGUCCCGCGCCACAAAAUAAAAACAAAGUGGCACUCGUCGACGACUUCCGUCAGAACUGCCAGCCUGAUGCUAUCGGGGAACAACUGGGCGGCGAAAUCGCCGAAAUUAAUCGGUCCGAUCAAUCUGGCUAAACGUUCGGUUAUCCCGCAUAUUUUUACGCUGAAGGAAGAGAAAUAUAGUGGAUUCCGAAGUGUGGGGAACUUUCCGCUCUGCGCUUACGGCAUCGUUUCGGGUCGUGUUACUUACGCCAACCAAUCUGAAAUACUGGAUUUUUUCAUUGUCCCUGAUCAUUUUAUUACCUACCCUCUACUACUAGGGAGAACCUUUUUGAAAGCCUUUGGAAUUGCUUUAUUUAACAAACGAGUUCACAAACCAACAGUUGAAUUGAAGAAUAAAAAUCAAAUUCGAAUUUCCGACAGUUUA
This is a messenger RNA of Malaya genurostris, 2803 nucleotides long. RefSeq lists its product as uncharacterized. The transcript has 2 exons. The coding region runs from base 1837 to 2511 and encodes 224 amino acids. NCBI's taxonomy places the organism in Eukaryota, Metazoa, Arthropoda, Insecta, Diptera, Culicidae. Gene Ontology annotation, molecular function: single-stranded RNA binding; mRNA binding; translation regulator activity. Gene Ontology annotation, cellular component: cytoplasm. The record is from RefSeq and is a predicted model, not a curated record. Gene Ontology annotation, biological process: positive regulation of cytoplasmic translation.